Messenger RNA from Podarcis raffonei (Aeolian wall lizard), 3506 nucleotides. RefSeq names its product GID complex subunit 8 homolog (gene GID8). Gene Ontology annotation, biological process: positive regulation of canonical Wnt signaling pathway; proteasome-mediated ubiquitin-dependent protein catabolic process. NCBI's taxonomy places the organism in Eukaryota, Metazoa, Chordata, Lepidosauria, Squamata, Lacertidae. Gene Ontology annotation, molecular function: protein binding. The record is from RefSeq and is a predicted model, not a curated record. The transcript has 5 exons. The coding region runs from base 122 to 808 and encodes 228 amino acids. Gene Ontology annotation, cellular component: nucleus; cytoplasm.
GCGAGCGGGAGCGAGAGCGGCGCAGGGAGGAGGGGGGCGGAGCAGGUGACGGGGCCUGGCGUUGAAGGCCUGGCGGAGGAGGCGGCGGCGGCGGCGGCGAGCUCGGUCGUGAGGGACAAGAAUGAGUUAUGCCGAAAAACCCGAUGAAAUCACAAAAGACGAGUGGAUGGAAAAACUUAAUAAUUUGCACAUCCAGAGAGCUGACAUGAACCGCUUGAUCAUGAACUACCUUGUUACAGAAGGCUUCAAAGAGGCAGCAGAAAAGUUUCGGAUGGAGUCUGGAAUUGAGCCCAGUGUUGAUUUAGAGACCCUGGAUGAAAGAAUAAAAAUUCGAGAGAUGAUCCUCAAAGGCCAGAUUCAGGAAGCUAUUGCACUGAUCAACAGCCUUCACCCAGAAUUGUUAGAUACAAACCGGUACCUUUACUUCCACCUACAGCAACAGCAUUUAAUUGAGUUGAUUCGGCAGCGUGAAACAGAAGCUGCGCUGGAGUUUGCUCAGACGCAGCUAGCGGAACAAGGCGAGGAGAGCCGGGAAUGCCUGACUGAGAUGGAGCGCACUCUUGCCCUGCUUGCUUUCGAUAACCCAGAAGAAUCACCUUUUGGAGACUUGCUCAACAUGAUGCAGAGACAGAAAGUUUGGAGCGAAGUUAACCAAGCUGUUCUAGACUAUGAAAAUCGUGAGUCGACACCCAAGCUGGCUAAAUUACUGAAAUUACUACUGUGGGCUCAGAACGAGCUGGACCAGAAGAAAGUAAAAUAUCCCAAAAUGACAGACCUCAGCAAGGGGACAAUUGAGGAACCCAAGUAAAAUGUGCAGGUGGACAUUUAACACUCGGAACUGCACAGUUAUAUACAUUUUUAAUCAGUCUGUGACUGAAAUAUUUUUACUACAGUUCAGGACUUUGCAAUUUGGUUGUGUGUGGGUUUUUUUGUUUUUCUUGGCAAGCAUACUUAAAGGGAGAUGGGUCCCUUUUUAAAAUGCAGCAGAUCAGCAUUGAGAAGCAUUGUUAUCACUUUGACCAUCUGACUUAGGCUAUGCACUGUCAUACAUUUUAAGCAAAAAACCAACUCUUUCUUAUAUAUAUAUAUAUAUAUACUGUGCUGAAGGUUUGUAAUGUCUGGCUACUGAAACACAUUUCGGUGGCCAGUGAAUUAAUGUUGAAGCUCCUGGCAACUCUCCAGUUAACCUGUCUCUCACUUGAAUAUUGACUAUUUUCUGUGUUAAUUUAUAGCCAAAUAUGCAUUCCCUAUUUAUCAACUAGCAACUGGUUGAAGUGAUCAUUUUGUAAACCUCAUGGCAAUGUUUUUCUGCAUAGAGUAUAGCAUAGGAAGCUUGUACGCUGUAAUUGGAAAUAAUUCCCUUGCUUUUCACACCUUGGUGACUUAUUUAUAUGGGGCUGAAUGUUAUAUUCAUGAUGGGCCUAGUUCUCUUCGAAGUAUUGCUGACAAUAAAGGCUUUUUAUUUUAUAGUUUUCAAGAAUGACAAAAAUAUGCCUCUGAAACAAGACAUGAAAUCACUUGGUAAUUAGAUUUUCUUUCAUUGGGGUUUUGUUUAUUUUUUUAAAAAAAUAAUAAUACCAGCUGUAGUAUUGGUGUGGGUGGUAGCUACAUCCUUAAUGCCAACAGUGUGUCUUGGGGGGUGGGUAUAAAAUACUCAGCUUUGUUGUUAUGGCUGGGGCCAUUUCCAGUUAGAAUAAACGUCUGAUGUAAUGCCGAUACACUGAAAUAGCAUGGAAGUUCUUGGGCUGUAAUUUAUAAUAAUGAUGGUGGAGGUUUUAUCAAGUUUCCUGCCUUGGGUAAAGAGAACUGUGAUUUUACAAAUCUUCCAUCUUGGAAUUCCCAUCUGGUAUUUUGAAUCACGGUGAUAGAGCUUAUUUCUACACCAGCUAAAGGCCCUGUAAUUCCAUGAAGUCCCUCUUAUUUUGUUGCUGCCUUGUAAUUUUUGCUAAGGUGUGGGAUGCUACAUCGCAUGUAUGACUGUGUUAAAGGAAUGUUCACUUGUUCCGCUGUUUAGUAUUAAGCACUAACCCUUGCUAUUUCAAAGAUGGCGAUACAAAACACCCAUUCAGUUAAGUUGCCAGCAGGGCUGUUGAGGAAACGGCAGAAUUCAGUAGAAAAGCUGUUAAUAAUGCUGCUUAUAGUCCUGUGGCUAUCUGGCCACUGUAGAUUCAAUUCUGACACAUGCACAAGCCUCCCAUGCAAAUCUUACAUGAAGGCAGCUUCCUCCCGGUUUGCACAAUCAAUUCAGUAACGUUUUAGACGAUUCAUUCAGAACCUAAGCUUAGUGGGUAGAUGAUAAACCUAAAACGAUUUGGCUUCUAGCAUGCUUAGCUAGUCACUGGGUCUCGCUAGUACAAUAAAUCUCAUACCUGGAAUCUCUUCCAUGCAAACCUCAUAGAAAUAUAUGGAAAUUGUUUGGGAGAGGUUCCUGGGGAAAUGUGCGCCCAUAGUUGCUGAUGACUACUGUGAAAACUUGUUGGCAUUUGUAUGAAGCUUGGCUCUAGAGAAGGCACACUUGUGCAAGCUUUUGAGAUAUACUAGUUUCACAAGUCUAGUUGAAUAUAGUCCAUCUUCACCAACUGAAGCUCUGAUGCCACACAGUUUUAAGCUGUUGUGAAACGGACCACCUGACUUUUAGUGUCAUGGGCUAGCUUUUUGUUCCUGACAGAUGUUUCCUGUUAAAUGACCCGUAGCUGCAUUUAAUCGAGAGCAGAGAGUUGCAAUUCGUGUGGAUAAAGAUCUUUUGUUAUAAGGACAAGGUGAAACAGUGAAAGUGAAAUGGCUCUAAACCUUUCCUCAACUAUGACUAGCUUUUCUUCCUGUUCUUGGCUGUUGGAUGCAAAAGUGCAGGUUUGGGAAAUGUUUGGAGUUUCAGCUUUCAGCGCAAAGUUGAACAGGUCACUGCACCAGAAAUACUGCACUGCAACCCUGCUUAAGAAGAUUCCUGUGUGUUUAGAGCACAGGGUUUCUCCCAAGAGUGCAAAGAUAACUGGAGCUUCCAUUAGCUUACUUAAUUCAUUUAAUUUCAGAGCCAAAUAUGUGAGAUUUCCCCAAGAGGUUUAAACAUGACAGUUGAGAUUUAUUUCCUUUGGUUUUUUUAAAAAUAUCACACACUGAAGCAGCUUUAAUCUGUAAAGUUUUUUGGGUAACUUGAGAGAAAAUAUUUAAAAUGGUAUGAAAGAAAGCUAUGCAUUUUACAGAAAGUUCAAGGGUGUCAUCCCAAUGGUACUUUUAGGGAUCUUUAUAUUCAUGUGUAUAUAAAAUAGUUUGCAUAUACAAAAUAUAAUAUAAUCAGUUUGAAUUAUUCUCAAAUGGGGGAGGCUGUGAACCAUAACUUAUGAAAUAUUGUACACAGGAAUCAGCCCUCACUACGUAAAUGGAUUUGUCAUAUGCAUGAGAAAUGUCUUAUCCUGGUGGCUAUGGAUGAAUGGUUGCAAUUUUGUUAGCUCCAUAAUGUUAGAUCGCCACUCUUAACUGCUUAGCAUUAAAUACCACUUUCAACAAUA